Messenger RNA from Myripristis murdjan (pinecone soldierfish), 1502 nucleotides. It is a transcript of the gene hax1, whose product is annotated as HCLS1 associated protein X-1. NCBI's taxonomy places the organism in Eukaryota, Metazoa, Chordata, Actinopteri, Holocentriformes, Holocentridae. Gene Ontology annotation, biological process: regulation of actin filament polymerization; negative regulation of apoptotic process. Gene Ontology annotation, cellular component: sarcoplasmic reticulum; mitochondrion; apical plasma membrane. The record is from RefSeq and is a predicted model, not a curated record. The transcript is spliced from 7 exons. Bases 154 to 1089 code for a protein of 311 amino acids.
GUUUACGGCUAGUUGCGUCAUUCACAGAAAUCUCUAGAGCACUUUACGGCAUUGUUGACAACUGCGGCUGUCCUUCCCCCCUGUUUGUCCCAUGUUGGAGAGUGUGUCGGGACGCUUCGUCAUGACUUAGUUUCCUACAGAAGUGGACACUAAAUGAGCGUCUUCGACCUGUUUCGGGGCUUCUUCGGGGUCCCCGGCGGCCACUACCGCGGAGACGGCCGGAGAGACCCCUUCUUCGAUGGCAUGACCCAUGAUGAUGAUGAUGACGAUGAUGAUGAUGAUGAAGAGGGUGGAUUUUACUAUGACGGGUACCGGGGGGGUCAGCAGGAUCCCUUCGAUCAUGACUGGAGGUUUGGCUUCAGCUUCGGUCCGGACGGAAUGAGGAUCCAGGAGCCUCCCGUGUUCGGGCGGAUGUUCAGGGAGAUGGAGGAGAUCUUCGCCCAGCUGGGCCGCUGGGAGGGAGAGUCUGGGUCCGGUCACUUCGAUGUUCCCAGUAUCAUGCCGCCGCCACCACAGGACAGAGCAGAGGGGGGACGGGGAGGAUCAAGUGGCAACACCCUGAGGGACUUCAUGCUGAAAUCCCCAGAUGAACCCUCUGGCGGCCCCCGGGCAGGACCGUCCGGCGAGCCCAGACGGGAUGGCGGCCCUGCUUUUGAGUCACCAGACUCUCCCAGCGCUCCAUUCCACGGGAUGACGCCUUUCUCUAAGUUCAAUGAUAUUUGGAAGCGGAGGAGCAGUCCAGAGGAAGAGCGGAAAGAAGACAGAGAUCUGGAUUCUGCAGUCUCCUCUGGAGGCCUGGAUCAGAUUCUUACUCCCCCGCCCGCUCCGGCGCCCAGCCAGCCGAGGACCCGGUCGUUCUUCCAGUCAGUCACCGUCACCAAAGUAGUGAAACCUGACGGGACCGUAGAGGAGCGGCGUACAGUCAGAGACGGCCAGGGGAACGAGGAGACCACAGUCACACGCUCAGGAGGCCCUACCAGCCGGGAGCGGCCGGACGAUCAAGGUGGAUCCUCAGGCGGCCUACACCCUUUCCCUGACAUGCGGGAUGAUGACUCAUUAUUUUCCAGACUUUUCAGGGGUUUCAGAUAACUUGUAAAAUGAUGAAUAAUGUAACAUGUAUGCUCUUGACUCAAUAGAAUAUCUUUUUUUUUUCCUCCGACAAGAAAAGAUCUCAGUGUUUGAGUAUUAUUUUCGAGCCUUGGACCAGCGGAUCUCAUGAGGGAUGUGAAACCUUGCUUUCCCCCCACUCUGUACACGGACAGAUCAUUUCACCUUUGAUUGCCAAGACGAUUGCUUUGCAUUUAACUUAGUAGCCUAUUUAAAAUGGCACUGUGACAUCAAAUUGACCAUUAAGGCUGGAUGUUGCCAAUCCUAUUGAUUUUGGAGAAUACGACACAUGAGCCACCAAAGUCAUAUUCCAAAUUUUAUUUUUGUAUUGUCCUGUCGACUGCCCCAUAUUAAUGUGAGCGUAUGAUGGGAAAAAUAAAGACUUAAUAUAUUUA